Molecule: messenger RNA, 1758 nt
Organism: Suillus bovinus
Lineage: Eukaryota; Fungi; Basidiomycota; Agaricomycetes; Boletales; Suillaceae
Exons: 11
Coding region: 239-1351 (370 amino acids)
Source: RefSeq, a predicted model, not a curated record
UGGCAGGUGCCACUGUCACAGGUUCCAAAGAUUAUCGAACUCAUACCCCUUAUUUCAUGAACUCCGCUGUUUUUGGGGAGAGCAGCUCUGGUCAUGAGCGGUAGGGCCCGACUGAGUGCCCCCGUAUAUUUGAGUUCCGAGCGAUGCCUGUGGAGCCUUACGUAUUUUUGCGUUGCAGUCACAGCUGGUUCCAUGUAAGAUAAUAUUGUUCGAGUUUCGUUAGAAGCUGCUCGCAUAUAUGGCAAGAACAAGCCCCUUCAAGCACUCCGUACCCUACUUAAGGAAAACCUUCAUUUUCAGGCCUCUUCAGGUCAUCCCCCUCUGUACUAUCGUCCUCGUGCAUCCGAAAGCUACCAUGGUCGACUGGCACUCCCAAGAGACGCUAGUCGCCAACGCUGAGGCAUUCAGCAAGUUUAUGCAUGUACUCUUUGGGCUCUACAUAUGGGAGUUCGUUAGUUCCCUGGAUUUUGACUGGCAGUUCAUCUCGGGCAAGAGGCGAUUCCGAUGGCCCUUGAUCUUCUACUUUUCUGGUCGCUAUAGUUUACUUUUCGCAUUAAUCGGAAUCUCUAUUGCGCUCAACGUGACAUCCGAGGUCAAUUGCCAAGCAUUGUAUACCUUCAAUCAGAUCUUUGGAAACACUGCAAUAGGCUUAGCCAGCAUUAAUCUGUCAUUGCGAACCAUGGCGGUAUGGUCGCAGAACAAAUAUGUAGUUACCGCCCUUAUUCUGAUCAUUCUGGGUCAUUGGUCAUUCCUCCUUCAUGGGAUUUUGUUGAAGGCUGCAUGGGUAGAUGGAGAAUGUGUCAUCAUCUACACCGACAACCAAAUUCUCGCCAUUACCUUCAUUUACUCCAUGGCGUUUGACUUCACAGUCUUGUGCUUAACUGGCUGGAAACUUGCGUUCCCGGCUAAUGGUCGUUCCAAACUUAUCAAGCUUAUAUUUGGAGACGGUCUAAUCUACUUUGCUAUUGCAUUUUUGGCAAACUUGAUGGCGACGAUCUUCAUGCUCAUAAACUUGAAUGCAGUCCUGUCGAUCAUUGCGAAUGUCCCUGCUGCCAUCGCAUCAACGAUUGUAGCAUGUCGCGUCGUACGAAGAUUAACCAACUUUACCUCUCAAGGCCCAGAGCUUUUCACUUCCACCCAGGGCUCAACACUCGCAUUCAGGAGUAACGCUAGCACAAAUCGUCGCAUUUCCGUCAAGAAAGGCGACAGUGUACACGUUCAGAUGGACACAUUCGCCAGUCCUGAUCGCUCGGUUGCUGAGUACGACGCCAGUGGCAAAAUCGUGAAAGACGACGAAUUCGACCCCGAGGCACAGAUCAUCAGCAACGAGUUCAAACGCCCGCCCUACUAGAAUGGCACCGUGUCGUCCCGUACGAUGAUCGCAUAUUCGUCCAACCCACCCCUCGUAUUCGCAUUAUUAAAACCAGAAAUACCAUUCAUCAUUGCACAUUGCGAUUGUUUCUCGUAAUAUUGCCUUCGUCUCCUAUUUUUCCAGCAAUCUUCCUGCCCGUCGUUCUUCGGACUCUUCAGCAUAUCCUUUCGGCGAUCGGCGGUGACUCAUUCCUCUCUAUCGUGUCUGGCGCGGUUUGCUCCGCCGCGCAUCGAGCCCGUUGCUGAAGUGUUCCUGCACUUCAAUAACGAUCCAAGCCACUCAUUGUGAAGCAAGAAUACAAUAAUAAUAGAAGUACCAGCAAGUGUACAAUCAACUUCUUUAGCGAAAAAUAUAACUUAAUACAGCUGGAACCUCUCUAUAUCCUG